Hypoxylon trugodes is the source of this 1868-nucleotide messenger RNA. Its product is annotated as oryzin precursor. The transcript is spliced from 2 exons. The record is from RefSeq and is a predicted model, not a curated record. Bases 364 to 1581 code for a protein of 405 amino acids. Gene Ontology annotation, molecular function: serine-type endopeptidase activity. Gene Ontology annotation, biological process: proteolysis. NCBI's taxonomy places the organism in Eukaryota, Fungi, Ascomycota, Sordariomycetes, Xylariales, Hypoxylaceae.
CUAGGUUGCUAUGGAAGGACCUACCUUAGAUUAAGUGAUCCUUACGUCGAACGCACCUUGCUUGAAUAGCUUAAUAAGUUUAAUAGAAGGGGUCACGACCUUCAAAUGUACUAUCUCUUUCCUUCUGCAUACCUACUCAACCCUUGUCCAAGUAUCUUUAUCAUGCUUGACUUCGUUUCUUAAUUUUCUGCUUUCUGACAAGACAAUAUUCCAUCAAUACUCACCAUCUAUUGCUUCUCUUAUGGUAACAUCGGAUAUUCAACAAUUGGCUACCGUUUUGUAGAUUACCUGACAUCAUUUCACCAUCCAAAUACUUUCUAUAGCCGGUUUUCUACUUCUCGCAAUUCGACAACAAUCGUCGCCAUGAUUGGCCUCAGAAAGCUGCUUCUUGUAUUCACCGCAGUAGCCAGACUAACUUAUGCUCACCCUCUCUUAUCGCACGAAAACGAUCACCCCCCGCGCGAUGCGGGUCGGUAUAUCGUCACCCUCAGGGAUGGCCUAGGGUCAUCCAGCGUGGACCAACAUAUACGACGAGCUAGUAGUCUACAUGCUCGCAGCAAUUCACCCAUGGUCGAGAUGGGGAAACGGUGGAAUAUUGGUUCUUGGAAUGCUUACUCUUGUACCAUGGAUCGGGAUACACUUGCUAAGAUCAGUACCGAUGAGGCCGUGGAGAUAGUCGAACCUGACAGCGAAAUCGCCCUGGCGAGGCACAUCACUCAGAGCGACUCCCCAUGGGGUUUAGGUGCCAUCUCUCACAGAUUGACGAAUAAGACGGAGUACGUAUACGAUUCGAGGGCCGGUGAGGGUACCUACGCCUACAUCCUCGACACGGGAUUGUUGACUUCACACGAUGAGUUUGAAGGCCGUGCCUCUUUAGGCUAUAAUGCUGUCGGCGGUUCAUUUGUGGACCCCUUUGGCCAUGGUACACACGUCGCCGGUACCAUUGGCGGCAAAACAUACGGCGUCGCCAAGAAGUCAAAACUCAUUUCAGUCAAAAUCUUCUCGGAAUACAAGUCAUACACGUCGGAUCUUCUUGACGGAUACCACUGGGCCGUCAACAACAUCACAGGACAACAUCGUCAAGAGACUUCUGUCAUCAGCAUCAGCGCAGGCGGGGAAGUCAAAGAAGCCGUCAACCGGGCUGUCGAGGAGGCGUACAAGCAAGGCAUACUGACCAUCGUGUCAGCCGGCAAUUCCAACGAAGACGCCAAGAACUUUUCACCCGCUUCUUCGCCAAAGGUAAUCACUGUUGGUGCGAUAGGCCGACAAAACACCCGUUCCAAUUUCAGCAAUUGGGGUGACUCAGUCGAUAUCUUUGCCCCCGGCGAAAGAGUCCAGUCGGCUUGGAUCCGAAGCAACCAAGACUCCCGCUCCGUAGACGGAACAAGCAUGGCUACGCCACACAUCUCAGGUCUCGUCCUGUACCUGAAGAGUGUUAUACCCUACCGGAUGAAGUCGCCAGAUGACAGUAUCAAGGAACUAAAGCGUCUAGCAACGAGCAAUGUUAUUAUCAAUGCGAAAAGCUCGAAUAACUUGCUUGGUUUCAACGGCAAUGGCAUUGUCAUUGUCGCAGAUGAUUAAAGAUGGUGGUUACAUAACUCUAGCUUACGGAAGUGUUCCCUGCACACGGUCUACACAACACGGCGCCUAGGAAUACAGAUCACAAAUAGUAUAAUGUGUAAUAUCCUUUCCCAUCACGUAAAUAAGUCAAUCCCAUUACGCCUCAAGUAGUAGUAUUAGCACAGUAAUACAUAAAUUAAUUACAAUAUUCUCCUUCAGUGAUAAACCGAGAAACUACCUACAAGGUAAGGUACCCAGGUACUCAGUAAAUCGUUCGCUCAUAAUUAGGGUAGCCCCUGAAAACAACA